This is a messenger RNA of Pseudovirgaria hyperparasitica, 3108 nucleotides long. RefSeq lists its product as uncharacterized. Gene Ontology annotation, molecular function: mRNA binding; protein binding. Gene Ontology annotation, cellular component: nucleus. The coding region runs from base 1 to 3108 and encodes 1035 amino acids. The record is from RefSeq and is a predicted model, not a curated record. Lineage: Eukaryota; Fungi; Ascomycota; Dothideomycetes; Acrospermales; Acrospermaceae. The transcript has 5 exons. Gene Ontology annotation, biological process: mRNA 3'-end processing.
AUGACUGACGCAGAUGCCGAACUUGCCUUCCUGCAAUCGAUGCAGGAUGGGACACCCGCAUAUGUUAACGGUGACAACGAACAGACGGUUGAUAACGAAGGAGAUGAAGACUACGACCCUGCGCGCCUCAUUGCAAGUAAUGAGCACUCGCAUGAUGAGGACGAGAGCGGAUCGAAUCGUACGUCUAUGUCUGGCUCCAUGCCUCAAAGCCCUGCCACGCCUGCCAUCGCCUCUGCAGACAUGCAUGCGCCUGCUCCUUCCGAGUCGCCUGCUUUUUCGAAGCAGCCACGGACAGUUGGUGGUUUCGUUGUUGACGAUGAUGACGAAGAUGAGGAUGAGACACCAGUAUCUUUAUCAAAGGGACAAAGUGUUGGAGACAAGGGCAUGGGCAAUCUAGAAGCGGCACCAGAAACGGCGCUACAUUCUGUUCCUCAAACUCCUAUCAAUACUCUUUCCCAACCAGAUGUACCUUUACAAAACGCGCAAGAUCAGGAUGUAUCUGGUGCUCUUUCUAUUGGCGUUACUGACACUGUCCCUCACUCUACCUCUGUUCCUGCUGAAACCAGUGCUCCCGCUAAAGUCUACUCAACUGCUGCACCUCCCGAUCCAUCUACUACCACUACAGCUUCUGCCGAUACAGCUGCACUCAUUCCAAGCUCUUUUCCCAAGGGCCGCUUACCGCAAGACCGCAUCGGUAUACUUGAGGAUAGGAUUAAGGAAGACCCACGAGGCGACAUCGACGCAUAUUUAAGCUUGAUUGCGGAAUAUCGUAAACGCAACAAGCUUGAUGAUGCACGAGCAAUCUACACACGAUUCUUCGAAAAGUUUCCACAGGCGGUCGAACAAUGGCUUAUUUAUGCUCACAUGGAAUUGCAGGAAGAGGAGCUCUCGCGCCUGGAACAGAUCUUCAGCAUAUCUCUCGAAAGGCUUUGGAACGUCGAAAUGUGGUCCAUGUACCUUGACUACGUUCGUCGUCGUAACAAUCUUAUGUCGGAUUCUUCAGGCCAAGCCCGACAAGUCAUCACCUCUGCUUACGAGUACGCGCUGGGGAAGGUGGGUAUUGACAAAGACUCGGGCAAGAUGUGGCAAGAUUACAUUGAGUUUCUCAAAAGCGCACCUGGAACCGUUGGUGGCACUACGUGGCAGGAUCAGCAGAAGAUGGACUCUCUCAGGAAGAUAUAUCAGCGUGCUGUAUGUAUACCAACGGAAAAGCUCCACGAUAUCUGGAAACAAUACGAUACAUUCGAAACGACUCUUAACAGGGUCACAGGUCGCAAGUUUCUACAAGAACGUUCACCUGCUUUUGUAACAGCUAGGAGCUCGUACGUGCAGCUUGAUAACAUCACCCGAGAUCUACUGCGCAACACGACACCUCGCCUACCUCCGAUGAAAGGAUUCGAUGGCGAGGAGGAAUACACGAGGCAGAUUGAGAUAUGGAGCAAUUGGAUCAGGUGGGAGAAGGAAGAUCCUCUGGUGCUCAAAGACGAAGACUUGGACGCAUAUAAGGCUAGGGUGCUGUACGCUUACAGACAGUCUGUCAUGCCUCUUCGAUUCUGGCCUGAUAUGUGGUUCGAUGCUGCUGAGUGGUGCUUUCAAAAUGAUAUGGAAGCGGAAGGGAACAAAUUUCUGGACGACGGCAUAACAGCCAACCCCGAGAACUGUCUUCUGGCCUUCAAGAAAGCAGACCGGGUCGAGCUCACAACGCUCCCUGAAGAGACUGACGAGGCAAAGAUCAAACGUGGCUCGCUUAUCAGAGCACCUUACGAUAAAUUGUUAGACGCUCUUUAUGAGCUCAUCGACAAAGCCAAGAAACGACAGCAACAGCUUAUUGAGACCGUUAAAGAGCGGUUCCGAGCAGAAGAGCCUGAAAUUUCCAUCGAAGAUGAUGAUGGCGAUGACGAUGACGAUGUUGCUGAACAGAAGAAAGCCCACGAGGCCUGGAAGACUGCCCAACAGGUGCAGAUAGAUGCUAUCAAGCGGGGCAGUGACGCUCAAUUGAAGGUAAUCAAACGAACAAUAUCAUACAGCUGGAUUGCAUUGAUGAGGGCAAUGCGUCGUGUGCAAGGCAAAGGAACGGGCAAGAAGACCUCUGACAAGCCUGGUGGCUUCCGAGCUGUCUUUAUCGAUGCCCGAGCGCGAGGUCAAUGGACAGCUGAGAUAUGGAUCACCAGCGCUCUGAUGGAGUAUCACUAUAAAGACCCAGUAGCCACCAAGCUCUUCGAAAGGGCACAGAAGCUUUUCCCAGAUGAUGAGCUAUUUAAUUUGGAGUAUCUGAAGCAUUUAAUCAACACCAGAGACAUCACAAACGCCCGAGCAGUCUUUGAAACCACAGUCUCUAGGAUGACAGCCAAACCGGAAAAUGUACACAAGGCCAAGUCUCUUUUCGCAUUCUUCCAUGAAUACGAAUCACAGUACGGCGAACUCAGCCAAAUCGUGCAGUUAGAGAAACGCAUGGCCACACUUUUCCCCGAAGACCCAAGACUCGCCAGCUUCGCUCACCGGUAUACAGAACACGAGUUCGACCCAACAACUAUACGCCAUAUUAUCUCUCCCGGAACGCAAGUACGUCCGAAAGCUCUAUCUUCAGUUAUGCCUGCUAUCUCCGCACCGGCACCUCCUUCUGUUCGAUCUCCUCAAAUGCCACCUGCGGCGCUCGCUGUACAACCUCAGGUCAUCACCAACUCACCAAAACGACCGUUCGUGGGAGACGACUCUGACACUGAGCGUCCUGCUAAGUUCAUUCGUGGGGAGUCACCUCUCAAAGGUGCUGCCGGUCGUCGUCUGGACGCUCAGAGGCGUAACCAACAGAGGAGUGAUGGAAACAUUAACAUGGCUAUGACACAGCCUCCGGGCCCGGCGCCUCUGCCUAAGGAAAUCAAUUUCCUUCUGAGCAUUAUACCAGCUGCUCAUUAUUACAAGGCAGUAGUCCUAGACCCACGCAAGAUGGUGGAGCUACUUGGUAAUGUCGACCUCAACCGAGCUAACACUCAGCACCCUAGUAUGUCAGCCAUGCAACACAUACGACCUACACAAUCACAGGCUCCUCAGUUCCCAUACGGAGCUCCUCCAUCGUAUGUUCAACCUCCAGUCUACCACUACACACGCUAA